GUCUCGCUUUUUUGAUAGCCGUACACGAUCAGUCGGUCAAUGGCAACCGGUCGUUGUACAAGUUGCGCGUACGUUUAAUUUAUUUAUUACGAAUUUUCGGUUGCGUUUUUUUCUUUCUAUUUAAUGAACUAUCGUUCGGAAGCCAGUAAACAGUAAAAUAGUGGUAAACAGCAGAAAUAAUAACAGUAUUAUGUCGUCGUUUUCGAUUGAGCGGCUGUCGCGUCCGCUGGCUAAACACGUCCGACGAUUCGGCACUAAAGUCAUAAACAAUGUGCGGACUACGCGUGGAAAUUACGCAAAGGUCACGUCCGCCGAUGUCCAACACUUUAAAUCAAUAUUAGGCGAAGGUAACGUGUUGACCGGAGACCAGGACGUGCAACCAUACAACGUGGACUGGAUGAAGUACAUGUCCGGGGAGAGCCGGACGGUGUUAAAGCCAAAAACUACAGAGGAUGUGUCGGCUAUAUUAGAGUAUUGUAACGACAAAAUGAUAGCGGUAUGCCCCCAGGCGGGCAAUACCAGCAUAUCCGGGGGCAGCGUAGCGUUGUUCGACGAGGUGGUCUUGUCCAUGCAAAGAAUGAACAACAUCAUUGAUUUCAAUCCCCUGUCCGGAGUGUUGGUGUGCGAAGCGGGAUGCGUGCUCGAAUCGCUGAUGGGGCACGUGGAGAGUCACGGGUUCAUGAUGCCGCUGGACUUAGGAUCGAAGGGCAGCUGUCAGAUCGGCGGCAACGUGUCUACCAAUGCUGGCGGCAUACGAGUCAUACGGUACGGCACUCUGCAGGGGUGCGUUCUGGGACUUGAAGCCGUAACCGCUGACGGCUCGGUACUAGACUGCCUGAAUACCAUGAGAAAAGACAACACAGGAUAUCAUUUGAAACAUUUGUUUAUCGGUUCAGAAGGAACGUUGGGCGUAGUCACCAAAGUAGCCAUCCUCUGCCCAAUUCUUCCCAAACACAUCAGUGUGGCUUUUAUAGGUUUGGACAGCUACGAAAAAGUACUAAAACUGUUUUCGAUCGCCCGGCAGGAGUUCGCCGAAACGCUGUCGUCUUUCGAACUCAUGGACAACACAACAAUAACCGCUGUAGAAGAUAACCUCAAACUCGGUUGUCCUAUCGCCAACGUACAUCCGUUCUACGUGCUAAUCGAACUGGCUACCAGCCAGCCAAAUCUGAACCGCCACUUGGAAAAUAUACUGGAAAAAGCGUUAGACGAUUCGAUAAUCACCGACGCCACGACCGCCGACCAAACGUCCACUAUCAACAAAAUAUGGAAAGUGCGCGAGAGAUCCAUAGAAGCCCUAAUGAAGUACGGAUACGUUUAUGCCUAUGACAUAUCCACGCCGCUCAAUUGUUUCUACGACAUAGUAGAACUGUUGCGAGACAAGUUGAAAGACGUAGCCGACUGCAAAGCCGUAUGCGGCUUCGGUCACAUUGGUGACGGUAAUUUGCAUCUGAACGUGGCCACGAGGGAGUACAACAAGGAGUUGUCGGGAAUCAUCGAGCCGUUUGUUUACGGAUGGACGUCCGAGUGCCGGGGGAGCAUUAGUGCUGAGCACGGGAUUGGCUACAUAAAAAGGAAUUACCUCGAACGCACUAAGAACGGCAAGGCCCUUGGUCUGAUGCAAAGUCUAAAACACACUAUGGACCCCAAGUGCAUACUGAAUCCCUACAAAGUCAUACCUCCUUCCGAAACGUGAUUAGCCGGAUUAAGUACGAACUUCGCUCUGGGUCCGAGCGGGGACAAUAAAAGCAAAAUGGUCUCGUUAAUCAAUACAGCUCUGUGUACACACGCACUCAUAUUUAAUAGACAACCCUUGUAUAAUACAACACAGGAGAUUUCACGAGAGAGGGGGGGAUAAACUCGUCAACCAGUAGAAGAAUCAUAUUUAUCCGUCGCACAUAACACAUUCAAAACUUGUUGUAAUUUUAAUCAUGUAUUAAAUUUGUCGCAUAUUAUAUUGUUACUGUAGUACGUACGUUUACAUCGUGUUAACAAAUAAUAAAUUAAUUUCUUCGGUUAGGUUGCUCAAUCGUUAGUUAUAAUAUUAUAAUGUAUGCACAAUCGACGACAACUCCAACAUCUUUUUUCCAUUAUGUUUCCGAUUAAUUAACCCACGUCAUCAUAAUAGUAAUAUAAUACAACCAUUGAUUAUAAAUAUUAUUAUAAAAUAUAUAAUGUGUCCGGCCAGUCACGGUGUGCGGGCCGGAAAUAGGUAUUGAGUCUUUCGACAAGGUGGUCUUGAGCGGUACUAAAAUGAUGUUCAAGCGAAGAAUGAACAACGUUGUACGAUUAAUAUCCAUCUCGUGUUCAUUUUAUUUAUAAUUGUGUUAAACGUUCGGUUUGAACAAUUAUUCAGCAAUUUAGUGUUAUUCCGUUAGUUUUAAACAACUCGUUCCAUCACUACCGAAAUGUAGGUACAAAGAACAAUUAAUGGACUACAGAGCAACCAUACCAUAUUGUAGGUAGGUAUGCUGCUGAAAUCGCCAACGCAAAAAGGAUUAAAACGACUGAGUUAACAACAUUUAAAUAGUUUUGCGGUAUUUGUUUGUUAUACUAGUUAUACGGUAAAUUUUAAUUGUACCGUAUUAUUUAUUAGAUCCGAUGCAGUAGUUACACAGUGUAUUUUGUUUCAAUAAUACAGCGGUUGUAACCGCUCGGUAUUUAAUACACAUUUUCUACAUCGAAAAAUACAAACAACUAGCUAAACUUGUAGGGGUGGCAUCGAUGGAUUUAUAUAAUUCAUCAAAUUUACUGAUUGUGCACAGUGUAUAUACCGUACAGAUUGUAAAUAAAAUAUUUUAGUCAAUACAAAAAAAAAAAAUUCUAUAUCCGUACCUAAUCUAGUACAUAUCGAAAUAUUUU
Molecule: messenger RNA, 2862 nt
Organism: Adelges cooleyi (spruce gall adelgid)
Lineage: Eukaryota; Metazoa; Arthropoda; Insecta; Hemiptera; Adelgidae
Product: D-2-hydroxyglutarate dehydrogenase, mitochondrial-like
Exons: 7
Coding region: 191-1696 (501 amino acids)
Cellular component (GO): mitochondrion
Molecular function (GO): FAD binding; catalytic activity
Source: RefSeq, a predicted model, not a curated record